Molecule: messenger RNA, 8988 nt
Organism: Hylaeus anthracinus
Lineage: Eukaryota; Metazoa; Arthropoda; Insecta; Hymenoptera; Colletidae
Product: POU domain, class 2, transcription factor 1-like
Exons: 9
Coding region: 1020-3230 (736 amino acids)
Biological process (GO): regulation of transcription by RNA polymerase II
Molecular function (GO): DNA-binding transcription factor activity, RNA polymerase II-specific; RNA polymerase II cis-regulatory region sequence-specific DNA binding
Source: RefSeq, a predicted model, not a curated record
CGACACGACCACGCUCCAGUGUAGACUUAUGACGCGACGAUACGGUCACCGCACGUGUCGUUCGGUGGUACCCCGUGUGAUACGAGAGUGAGUGCGUACCGUGACAGUUCUCCAUGGGGAUGCCCCGACUUUGACAGUUCCGUCGUUCGAAACAUGUUCGCGCGCGCCGUGACGGUGAUCACGGAGACUGUUCGCGAGUUUACCGAUGGGUGACGCUGCGUCGAUGACAUCCGUGAGAGAAGAUCACUGACGGGGAUUUUGAAUACUCGCGGGACUGGGUGACGAUCGUGGCUCCCGUGUGGUUGAAUGACAGGUGAAGAGAGCCGCAACCAUCGCGAUAGCAGCGACGAUAACCGCGGUGUUAACGAACUCGAGGGGUAGUUACCAGUGCUUAGGUGACCGUGCUUGACUGGGAUACACUCGUGUCCGGAGGUAUCUGUGCGCGUUAUCAGUGUAGUGUUGUAAUAUACCGUGGAUACCCGAGGAUAGUAGGAACAGGAUCGAUUCUAAAUAAGGACGUUUCGCGGAUGUCGGAGCGAUAGACACGUCGUGAAGUCGACUCGUGGUCGGUGAGGAACUUCCGGCAACGAGGAUUCGUUAGUGAUAAAGGAACCCAGCAGUCGACCACGUUGGAUCUCGCGGCGUUGGCUGCUUACGGGGGCGUUUCGGGACCCAGGGUCGCGGUGGCGGGCACCGGGGUCCUCGCGCUACCCGGCCUGAUAUCCGACAAGGGUUUAUCAUCGCCCGGAGGUCAGUCGAAAACCAAGUCCGCAGGGCUGGCGGGCCUCGACAGCGAGGCGGUGCGCCGGUGGGUCGCCGAGGCAACGCGUACCGUCCGGCAGAUUCCGCCUCCGGUUGUCGUGCCAUCGAGCUCGCAUCAUCAUCACCAACAGCAGCCACAACAACAACAACAACAACAUCAGCAACAUAGACAGCAGCAUCAUCAUUCCAGUCAACGACAACGCCAGGAGCCCAGCCCACCCUCGGUGGGGGCCUCCUCUUUCGUUUUGCCGUCGCCGAUGACGCAGACCCCCAGCAUGCAUCUGCUGGAGAACAACAACCUGGUGGAGGUUGCGAUGGCCCAGCAGCAGCAUCAGUCUCAACAGCAGAUGCAGCAGCACAAACAGAAACAGACCAGCCCGACGAACAAUAACACGAUCGAGGCAUGGAGAUCCAUCCAGGGUGGACACCAAUGGUGGAGUCCGCCCAGCAGUGUCCAUCAGGAGCAACAGCAAGUGUCGCCCAUCGGCCAGCAAAGUCUGGUAGCCGGUUCCGUGUGUGGACAGGUGCAAAGACAGUCGUCGCAGAUCCAAUCGGAGAUCGAUCAACCGCUGGACUUUUCGGUCGGUUCUCUUCAGCAGCAGAGGCUGCACUCGCGCGUAAGGACUAUCCACGAGAGGCUCCAGAGCAGGAUGCACGACAACAACAACGGCACGGGUGUGCAGAAGAUCGCACGGGGCGCCGGUAGCAGGAGAAGCUACAGCCCCAGCGAGGGUAGCAGCAGCAGCAGCGAGGACGAAGGAGUCUCCACCGGUGGCAGCCCUUCGGGACCUCUUCGCGGCACCGAGAACGACUCGUGCGAGCCCGUUGCGGACCGACCUUACGGUAAAGUUUGGAUAGGCGAUAACGAGGUCGCGUGGCGGACCGAAUCCUUCAAGAGGACCUCACCUCUGAAUCCCUGCGCCACCACGACUACCACGACGACGACAGGUGGCGGAACACCGGCACACCCCCACAUGUCACCACCCACAGCCGCCCCCGUGACCACGCCUGAUCAUAGAAGCCCCAGCAACCUCCACGUUAAACUUGGAAUUUCACCUGCCAGCGACGCGCUCGGCCGAAUCGAUAAGGAGCCAGCCUCGCCAGAAUCCAUACAAGACGCGGAUCUCCAUGGCGAGGUGGACGGGCCAGAACUCAGCGGGGAUGACAGAAGCAUCGCCAGUGACAUCCACGAUGCCACCGAAGCGAACCUUGACCAUGACUCCAUGGACUCGGACAGGGAAGCCCUCAAUCUGGUCACAGACGUGUCGCAUCGCAACAGCAGCAGCGGUACCAGCGGCAGCGCCUCGUCGCCCAGUUCCGGGGUGAGCAGCCAAAUAACAGGUAGUCACCAGCAACAGCAACACACGGCCAGCCAGCAGAACAGCAACAGCUCGCAAGCGGCGUUGGCUGCACAACUGGUUGGCCAGCAGUUGCUGAUGCACGGCUCGUUGGGCGCUCUGGGGCCCCAAGAGAUCCAAGCUCUGGCCUCGAUGCUCCAGCCGCAGCAACAAUCGCUGCAGCAACACUUGCAGCAGUUGGCCAUGUUUCAGCAGGCCAAUCCCGCCGCGGCAGGUCAGGCGCAGUUCUUCCUGCAGAAUCAGGUGCAAGCAGUGGCACAGGCAGCUCAGCAAUUGCAAGCCCUGCAGAAGCAGCAGGCUCUUCAGGGCGGUGGAGGUCUCGUCGGUCGAAGUUUAGCGCAACAAAGGUCGCCACCGCCUCCUGGCACGCCGCCAGCAGUGAAACAACCGCCCACCAGACUGGAACCUUCGCCAGAAGAGACGACGGACCUCGAGGAACUCGAGCAGUUCGCCAAGACCUUCAAGCAGAGGCGGAUCAAGCUUGGAUUCACUCAAGGCGACGUUGGCCUCGCCAUGGGGAAACUCUACGGCAACGACUUCUCCCAGACGACGAUCUCCAGGUUCGAGGCGCUGAACCUUUCCUUCAAGAACAUGUGCAAACUGAAGCCCCUUCUGCAGAAAUGGCUGGAGGACGCCGAUAAUUCCCUGAAUAACCCGAAUUCCCUUUCAAACCCACUCACCACGCCGGAAGCCAUCGGCAGGCGGCGGAAGAAGAGGACCUCGAUAGAGACCAGCGUCAGAGUGGCGCUGGAAAAGGCGUUCGUGCAAAACCCGAAACCCACCUCGGAGGAAAUCACCAUAUUGGCCGACAGCCUGGCGAUGGAGAAGGAAGUCGUUCGGGUGUGGUUUUGCAAUAGACGGCAGAAAGAGAAGAGGAUCAAUCCGCCGACAGCGGCGAUGGGCAGCCCGACGAUGGCGUCUCCUGCCCCGUCGGUGUUCGCAUCCCUGGCGAGUUCGAUGUCUGGCAGUCCUCUUGCAUUGACGACGCAUUCCUCGGGGAUGGGCCACCCCCAUUCUCACCCCGCGCCCCUCGGCUCGCCGUUACCUUUGGCCCUGGUGGCAUCGGCAGGUGGAAACUACCAUCCGUUGAGCGGCAAGUCCCACGAGUGACACCAGCAGCCGACCCAUCCCGGGGAGGCUCUAUUUCAUCAGCAUCAUCACCAGCAACCGCAUCAGCAGCAACAGCAGCAACGACGUUUGUGCAAUCUACCUGAGUUCUAUCACUAAUCACCGCCAGGUGGUCUGUCUGCGGAUGGCAAUGACGUGUCACUGGUGGUCACACAGCGUCAACGAUUCGAGGGGAUCGGGAUCAUCGAAUCCGCCGAAUGGAAUUUGGCGCGAAACGGACGAACGCGGAUGAUCGUCGCGGAAGGGGAUAAAGCAAUAGUCAGCUUUUUGGGAGUGGAAGAGACGACGAAGACGCCGUACCUAACGGCACGAUCGCGAUACGAUACGACACACAUAUCCUGGCGACGAGGUCUCGCUUCGAAAGGACUUGACGAUGGAACGAGGCACCGAUCGGUCCUCGAUGAGAGAGAACGCUGAAGGAACGAUAUCGUGGGCUGUCUUCUGCGUUGUUCGGAGCGAGGCGUAACCUCGGAGUAUACGAAGCACGCGGGGAUGCUGAACGUCGACGAAAGACUUUUAGACAAUUGCUUGUUUCGACUUAGGAAAUUCGGUAUCGCGAACUGCGGCCCAAAGACGCGUCUAGAGAACAUAGAUUGUCGGUAUUUCGUUAAGUUUCACGGUUUUUUCUCAGUAUUAUGCGUUUCUUCGGUUGUUAACGUUGGCUUGAAUCGUAGGACGUCGCGAGUCGUCUUCUCGUGCACUCGAAACGAAGCUUUCAAAGUCGACCGCCGGUUCGAGGCUCUAGUUCCCAAGUUCGCAACUUUCUGUUUCCUUUGAAUUUAAUAUUUGCACCGAUCGUUGAAUGAUUGGUUCUUUCCGUUGUAUCAACGGAGAAGAAAAGAUUGCUAACGAGAUCGUUGGAAGUCGUUGCAAGAGACCUUGAGCGAUUUGAAUUACAUGAGAAACAUCAAGGUACAGCGACUCACUGUCCUUGUUAUUGUAAUCGUUUGGCACAAUUAUAAUUGUUGCGAAUGAUCCCCAUUAACCUUGUCGAUUAUCGUAUUGCGAGUCCCCUUAUAAGUAUUACUAUCGUGUGGUAUAAUUACAGGGAUCGAAGCUCCGUUUUGAGACCGAAGCGGCUAACUUCGUUUCAAGCGUCUUCCGUUUACGAACGUUUCCAACAACGGUGGAGUUCCUGAGUUGACUUUGUAGCUAAAAGAGACUUUGGAGGCUUUGUUCUCGCGUACACGUUGUACACCGUUUACCUACAAGGAGCAAUUAACAACACGAAUGCAGCCGGCCACGGUCCGCCAUAAAACAAGGCCCUCGAUCGGCUUCCCCGAGUUAUCAUUUGAAUUAUCAUGAAAUAUUUAUCAAGAGGGGAACCGUUCGACGAUACACAUGUAAUUAUCGACUGGUUUCCCUCCCGAGUCGUUUUGCUUCUCCUUUUGCCCGUCGAAACGACUUCCACAUCGAACCGUAUUAAAUUUUAAACGACCCAAAGCGAUCUCGAGUAAUCCUCCUCGGCGUUGGUGACCGCGAACUUCGAAAUCGUUGAGGAAGGAACUUUGACGGGAGUACGGAUAAGAAUUCUUAACCGUUCGCGUUCGUGUUCGAACGAGUCGCAGGGAAGCACGAACACCUCGAGCCAACGCGACCGACGAGAAUAUUCAUCGUGUCGCGAUCGAGAGGAUGUUGGACUCUUCGAGGUUACUCGACUCUCUCCGUGGUAAGCAGGGUUUACGUACGAGGAAGCGUUCGCUAUUUCAAGAUCGAGAGCUCGCCCUCUGCUGAAGCUGAGAUGGGCAGAGUUUGCGUCCAAACAAAACUUGGGACGAUGAAUGAAGGUUAACGCUGUUUUUUUUUUGUUCGUUGUUCGAAUUAUCGAAUUAAAUAUUUCGCAAGGACCAUAUGAAGAUUGAACUAUUCGAUCCAAUAAACGUUACGUAUUAUUCAAAUGAAAUUUUGUUUAUUUCUGACAGAAGGUCGCUGCGAGAUUGUACUGGUUGAUUUUUGGUAGAAACACGCGGGCGAAUUUAUCGAAGCUUGACCAUUCACUGCCACGAAGAACACGAAACGUAUAUGUUGAGUACUCCGAUAUUUAACAUUUUAGUUUGAUAUUUUGGGUGGAAAUUGACGGUUCCAUUUUGCCAGAGACUCUUGGGAUUAUCGAAUCAUCCAGUUUUCUUUUCGAGAUUGAAUGUUGCGGACGAGCUUUCGAUUUUCAAAACACAAGCAACGCUGCCUCGUCGGUGGUGAAAAAAUGCGGCGAGGUCCGACAAUACGUUUUGUACAUAAUUACGCAUACGUUUGCGUGUCUGUCGCAGCGUCAUACAUAUCCGUGCCCCGAGUCUGUAUAUAUUUAAAUUGUACGAGCGUAAAUUUGGUGAAAUUUACAAGAAUGCGACGGUUGACUCGUUCUUCCUAAUCCAUGAUCGCUUGACGUUCGAAGGUCUGAGAAUCUUAGUGAAUUAAAAAAUAAACAAUUGAUCCACACUCUUUGUUUAAUAUAAGAAAUGAUUCUACGAGCAAUUAAAACUCAACAUAGCAGAGGAAUACACAGCUGAGUUUUUUCUAGGCACCAAAUCAAAAUCGCGAUCUUCCCAAAAAUUCUCAGUCACAUUUAUCGGUUCCAAAUAAAAGUAUCGUCACCUAGAAACGUUAAUACAAAAGAAAUGAACAAAACUUAGACCGUAAACAUUACGAGUCUAACGCUGUGCGACUAACAUGCUAACUCGGUAACAAUAAACUUCCAACAAUUUUAUCUCUGUCAAUUUUUAAGUUAGAUCACUCAAAAUUUCGACGUAUACUUGUGGAACACCUUGAAUCGCAGGUGCAAAUUUUCAGAUUAAUAGCGUGGGUAGUUUUCGCGAAGUAAAAUCGCGAAUGCAAUAGUGAUACGAUGUUCGGGUGAUUUCAAUGCGUGGUUGAGUCGCAUAGUCACGCUCAUAGUGUUCAGAAGUGAUUUCGUUUAGGUGAACGAGUUAGCGUUCGUAUUCUUGGCGGAUGUCAUUGGUCCGACACGAGGGUCUUGUAGAUACCUGUAUGUGCAUAUGCCUAUGGUACGUACCGGGUGAACAGAAUUUUAUCAUCUUAAUCAUUUCUGCAACUAUUGGAAAUAAUCAAAUCACUCCUAUUUCUGAAACUUCGGUUUAGCGAGACUUAGAAACUAUGUAUAGUACAUUUUUUGUAAGUUUAUCUUCUUCAAGUUUUCAAGGUCAACUUCUUCUGUCUUUUACGGGUGGCUAUCUUUUUUUGUGACAGAGAAAUUAAUUCUGAGAGAAAAAGUAUGAAGGUAUAUCCAUUCCAAAACUAACAUUUUCGAUUCAUUACCUCGAAUGUUACAGAAACAUUGUUAGAACAGAGUUCCAAUUCUAUUGUAGUCGCUGUGCAUUGUUAGAAAAUCAAGUUGACUUUAGAAGCUUGAGAGUCACUUUGAUUCCGAUUAUCAAGAAAAAAUUCGAUCAAGUUUCACUGUUCACCCAGUGUACACCCGCUACACCCAAAUAAUUAUACAUACAUAUAGGCGCGUAUACGUUUACUCGAGUCGAUUGAACGCGCUCGUGAUUCGAGAGUUCGCGCCCUCCCCGCUAUUUUUUAAUGACACAUUCGUUUCCCAUUGUGAAUUUUUGAUAUCGAGAGGCCGAAGACGCGCGCUCGAGGUGAGAACUCUCGUUCCGGCGCGCAAAAAUCGACUGCCUCGAGGUUGGUGAACACCCGGUGACUAAUUAUGAUUAGGGCUAUGAUUUUUGGACGAGAAACGUCGAGUGACAGAGAAGAGACGUUCACUAAGGGCCGUACACAUAAAAAUUAUAUCGUAAUCGCCGUAUGCUAAGUCGUGGAUAUACCUAUAAAUAUAUUAUAUUAUAUAUAUACAUGUGCGUAUGCGCGUACACGGAAGAAGAAGCGCGAAAUGUGAGCACGUGCGUCGGGUUAUACAUAUGCAUGUAUAAAUAUACAUACUAUACAUAAAUGUAUAAAGUAAACGCGGUGUAAAUAAUAUGGGAGAAUCGAUAGGGAGCGGCGAUUAGCGGAAACCGCGGCGGAUUUAUUCAUCGUAGCGAUUCGUUUCUUAUUAUGACGUCAGUUAUUAUUAAGUACUCUUAAUCGUAGGAAUCAGUGAGCGUUGCAGACGUGUCGAGAUAUGGAAGUCGAAGGGUUGGGGAUGCCGAACGAAUAAUCGCUUGUUCAUUUUGAGACUCAAAGACAGCUAAAUUUUUACUAAUAUUCACAGUAAAGGAUGAUAAUUUUGAAAUUUCAAACAAGCUAGUAGAUAUAUAUUUAUUUCACAAUUGUAUUUAUCCAAACAAAAAUGUAUUAUUGAAAACAAAAGGGAUUUUUAAUAUUUGAGAAUGUUUAUGGACGAACUGCAGGAUGAUAAAAGCUACAAUUAAAUUUUUUGAAUUAAUACAUAAAAAAGAAUUUACUAAAGGUAUCAUGAGAAAUAUAUUACAAGAGAUAGUUACAUCCUUUUGUGUAAUAAUUUCGCAAAUUCUUUUCUUACAUGUUUAUUUAGUAGGUUUGAUGGUAACAUUCAUAAGUUUUGAAUAUGAUUAAAAUAGAAACAGUCGAAACUUACAUGUACAUUAAAUAAUAGUUUAUUAUUAUUAUUAUUCAAUUCUUCCAUGCUAAUUUCGCUCAUAAUCUAUUUUUUUAUAAUGUGUAAAAAUGCUCCAUUUGGCUUUCCAGCCCUUCGAUCUCGUUAUCGACAACGUCAGCGCAUCUCAGCCGUGUAUAUUUGUUGCGAAAUUCGUUUUUUAAAUUGUAUAUACACAUAUAUAUGGCGUCGAACGUUAAUCACAAGUGUAUGCACAUCUGCCAACGUAUGUAUGUAUAUAUAUAUAUAUAUUAUUGAUAUUAUAUUAUAUGUAAUUUUCUACGGGAGUGACGUCGACGCGACAUGAUAUAUUACAAUAUAUUUUGCGAUAUUUUAAUAUAUUCUGCUCGCGCGAUUAUAUAUAAUAUAAUACAUGUAUGUAUGUAUGUAUGUAUGUAUGUAUGUAAACGCGUACGAGACGAGAUCUCGUAUCGAUCACGCGCGUCCUUUCGUUCUUAAUCACCCACAAGCGUUAUCAUCCCCUCUCCCUCGAGUUUCCCGAUCCUACUGCCGCCAACUGAAUCCAGUCCAUCGUCCUCUCAUGCAACGUACAUCGUUUGAUUUCUAACCAUUAACUUCCAGAGUCGUGGACCAAGCUGUAGUGAAACAAAAGUGCGAAUGUGAUCAAGUGAGAGAGUGAGAGAAAACGCGAGAGAGAAAUUUGACGACGAAAAGAAAUACGAUAUACAAGAAAGAGUUCCUAGAGCACCCGUUUCGAGUGCGUUAGACGUUUUAUAAACUUAAUGGUGAACGGGUGGGAGACGAUAGAUGCGAGAGAAAUCGUUAGAGCGGAGAACAUGAUUUGAAAACGAAGCGAGAGUGAGUGAUAGCGAUAAAGGGACAAUUCUGCGUUUUCCUAAUCUUCCCUUUCAUUUCGUUUUUCUUUUUUUUUGUUUUCUUCUCGUUCGUCGGAGGUGUGUAACGUUGUAGAUAAAAUGAGAAAAAUUAGAAUCGAUAACUCGCCCCCUAACCCCCUCCCUCUGAUCGACGUGUCAUUGGUUCAUUUUUUUUUCUUGCGAGCCUCGACGAGCCGGCGCAUUCCGCGUGCGAAUAGACACAUUAAUUACAGUGAUUAUUAUUAUUAUUAUUAUUAUUAUUAUUAUUAUUAUUAAUUAUUAUUAUUAUUAAUUAUUAUUAUAUUAUUAUUAUUUCAUUAUAUUUUAACUUUUAUUAAUUAAAAAUAAAAGUGCUAGACAGACUUUA